AUAUAUCUAUUGGUAUCUGGUUUGACGGGUUUGCUAGCCAUGAAACGCUGACAUUUUUAUAACAGAAAAAUAAGUCUGCUACAAUGGUGCUUUUAUUAUGUAGCGCUUAAGCUGUGUUAUUAAAUAAAGUUCUUUACGUUAUAGCUGUUUUGGCAAGACUUCAUAAAAUGGUGAUCAAACGAGAGGUAGCGCACGGCAUUGUCCAAGGUUUGAGUGACUUCUGGAAAUGUGAGGAACUGCAAGAUUUUACUGUCAUACUUACAAGAACAAAGUUUGGGUGUCAUAAGUUUCUCCUGGCAGCUUGUUCUGGGUUUUUCAGAGGACUGUUUAGAUCCGGUAUGAAAGAAACGGAAUUAAAUUGUGUGACUCUAGAAGACAUCUCAAGUGAAACUUUUGACUUAAUCCUGGAGACUCUCUACACUGGUCAUGGUGUUUUGACGAAAGAAAAUGUCAUUGACAUCUGGAGGGCCGCACAUCAACUUCAGAUAAUAUUCCUAAUAACAGAGUGUGAGAACUUUGUGAUUAAGUCCUUGUCAUUGGAGAAUUAUAUUGAUUACUUUCAAACAAGCAGAUUUCUAAAUUCUGAGACUGUCUCAAAAACAGUUUGGUCUUUUAUUCUUAAAAAUGCAAACUCCUUUUUCACAACAACUUUUUUUCUUGAAUUGCCUUUAAGUGAUGUCUUAAAUUUAGUGAAAAGUCAACAUUUAGAGGUGAAUACGGAAAAUGAUGUCAUUAAAGCGAUUUUAAAAUGGACAGAGUGCAAGUCCAAUCUAGAGAAGCAAAGUAAAUCAAAUCACGGCGCCAAGAGACGUAGUGACUUGCCUUUACGGAUUCCCAAAAAACUUAGAAGUGACGAUAUCAACAAUAGUUUAGAGAUCAGUCAAGAAAGCUUGCAAGUUGAAACAGCUAUUAAUGAAAUAGAUGCUGCGAAACCCAAUACUCCAGAUACAGAAACUCGCUCGGACAAAACGCUAUCUAGAUUUGACAAACAAAACUUCUCAGCAAGCAAAGAAACAAAUCUAGGUAUUUUGAUCUCCCACGUGAGAACAUGUCUGGCAACUCAUGACUGUUUGGAAAUGCUGAUGAGCCAUCCGUUGGUCAGAGAAAAUAGAGUGGCACACGAUAUAGUGACCCAAGCUUUAUUCUACCAGCUUCAAAUGGGUAAGAGAAACGGACAAUGGCCGACGGCCGCUAUACAUAGAAACAACAGUCUCUUUGAAAAUCUGACAUUAGCAAUAGUACAGACAGCUGACGAAAUACAACUUCGAGCUUUCUCGUUUUUGAGAAAGAAAUGGCAGAAUACAAAAAUUGGACUUUUAUAUAAACGAGACUUUACAUAUUUUUGUGUAAUAGAUAAAUCUUUAUUUUUCUUCUUUAUAACCAAAGAGCAAAAUGAAGAGAGGGACGUGGGUUCAAUAAAAAUUUUAAAAUUAAUAGGAAACGAAUGGAAAGCAAUAAAUGUUACCUUGUCAUUGAGCUAUUCAAAAUUCUUUACAGCAGCAGUCAAUGAGUUUAUUUACAUUAUUCAAAGUAAAGGAAAGAGAAUUUGGAGACUGCAACCAACAUCCGAAACUGUAGUUUGUAUGGCUGAUUUACCAGACGACCAGCCAAUAUGUCACGUGGCUUGCUAUGAACAUUUGAUAUUGACGAUGCAUUCAAAUACUGUUGAAGGUGUUGAUGAGACUCAAGUUCACUGUUACGACACCUUACAAGACAGUUGGUCAAGACUGAACACCCUUGAAGGUCCAGCCAAAGGAAUGACAAGUUUUAAAGAUGACCAGUCCACUUAUCUCUUGCAGUCCAACGGCGAUGUGUGGAAAAUAGUCAAGUCUCAGUCAGACGUUGUGGAUUUUGAGCACGUGGUCAAACUCUGGAGUUGUGACUGGCCACUUCAUGGAGCGGUCACUUUCAUGGAUAAACUCUAUAUUUAUGGUGUCAAGUCUGAAACACGUAAAGAUGACCCACAGCUGCGGACAUUCUUAAAAGGUUGGUUUAAAAAAAUAAUCCACAUGGAAAGUGAAUCGACUGACAGUUCAACUUUUAUACCAAUUAUCUUAAGCAGAAAAUGUUUGGCGUAAAGGAGCGUUCUGUCUAGUUUUGUACGCUGUUCAGCCUCACAGACAAAGUCAAACAUCUUUUUCUACCAUGCGUCACAAAAUAAAAUUUCUCUCUCAAGAAAAGCUAAACGAUCGAUUGAACAAAAAAAUGACAAUAGCUGUUAAUGGGGAAUCACUGUAAAUGAUGGAAGAUAGUUAUUACCCUUUGAGAUAUGAACUUACAACAGUAAAAAAUUAAACAAGAUUACAAGGAGAGUUUGUGUUAUCACAUAAACUCAGAGGCGGCCCCGCCCAUGGACAUUCAAGCCACGAGCUUGUUUUGUAUAAAGUAAUACAAUUUCAAAGACUCAUUAGGCGUUGUUUCUCACUUGAAAACAAACCAAAUAAUUUAUCAGAACAGCGAUUUGAAAGAAUUUGUAGUGACCUAGUUUAGUUAGAGGGUAUGUUAGUUUUGUAGAUAAAUAUAUUGUGUAUUGUUUUUUUAGCGACGGUAAAAGUAGUGACGUAGUCAGACAGACGAAUGGCGUUGUAGAAUGCGGAGACAUGGAGAACAAGAUGGCUAGAGCUUAGAGAAGGUUAAAUAGUGAUAGAGACAGAUAAGUAGCGACGGAAAGGGAGGCAAGACAAGCAUCCCAUUUGUAAAUAAAUACAUCAGUUGAAGAAUACAAAUGUCUUGAGUACGUUUAUCUUGUUAAUUGUAAUGUCCCUUGGCUAGUUUAGACUGGUUGAGGGAAAUAUAGUUGGAUUUGCACAGCAAACAAGAUCCUAGCCAAGACUAAUUAUUCGACGCUGUUUUUCACAGAAAAAAUGAACUGAGCUUAUACUUGAUACACUAAUUGAUUACAUUGCAUCUAUUGAUGCUUUUGAAAUGUUUGCGAUUCUAAAUGCAUGUCCUUAUGUGAUGUAGGACUUUGUUACCUACAUUUUAUAGAGACAUAGUUAACAACAAAGUAACAUGUAUUGACCAAUUCUAAAUACUUAUUUUUUUAGAUUAGUAUCUGGCUAUGAACGCCACUUAUCUACAGAUUGUAUCUUUUGUUAAAUUUGUUCGAUUAUAUGGACAUCUAAUUAGACCUAAUUUUUGCCUUGUUUUGAUAUUUUGCUUUCCAGUAACGACACAGUUGUAAUUUAUUUUCGAAAGAUUUUAUAGAACCAGAACAAUGUAGUCUUUUCAGGCUCAUCACAUUUUUGUGUCUUCUGUGUUAAGGCGUUGUAAUGAUGAUAAAGGCUAAAUAAAGUUAUACAAAAACAUU
Molecule: messenger RNA, 3310 nt
Organism: Biomphalaria glabrata
Lineage: Eukaryota; Metazoa; Mollusca; Gastropoda; Planorbidae
Exons: 2
Coding region: 168-2078 (636 amino acids)
Molecular function (GO): protein binding
Source: RefSeq, a predicted model, not a curated record